Salvia miltiorrhiza (redroot sage) is the source of this 2391-nucleotide messenger RNA. Its product is annotated as thiol-disulfide oxidoreductase LTO1-like. The record is from RefSeq and is a predicted model, not a curated record. The transcript is spliced from 6 exons. NCBI's taxonomy places the organism in Eukaryota, Viridiplantae, Streptophyta, Magnoliopsida, Lamiales, Lamiaceae. Gene Ontology annotation, molecular function: oxidoreductase activity. The coding region runs from base 140 to 1282 and encodes 380 amino acids.
CAAAUUUUUAGGAAUUUUAAAAUUUCAAUGCUGUGUUUUCUUCACUUGAUUUUACUCGAGCUCAGAACUAGAAUCAAGCUACGAAUGUUAGUACUGCAACUUGCAGUUUGAUCAAAGAAAAGAACUGCUGAUAACGAAGAUGUCGAGCACCAGCUUCCUCACUAAAUCACCGGCGUCUCUUCCCCGGCGGCGAAAUCUGCUCCUCACUUCUCCGCUGCGUCCUCAGUUCCCGGCGUCUCUGUUCAAGAAAGGCGUUUGUAAGCAGAGAUUAUUGAUGCUCAAAGUCAACUGCGGAUUGGAGGGGAGCGAACUCACCGCCAAAUCCGACUCCUCCGCCGUCGUUGAUGAGAAUGACGGGGUCUUUUCAGCAUACGGAUGGUGCGCGGCUCUUGGAGGCCUUGGUUUUCUGGAGACAGCGUAUUUGACUCUCGUGAAACUCGCCAAUUCGGAAGCAUUGUGCCCCAUUGCCAUUGGAGAGGGAUCUUGCGACGCCAUCCUUAACAGCGACUUCGCUUCCAUUUUGGGUGUUCCUCUGCCAUUAUACGGCAUGGUUGCAUAUGGAUUAGUUGCAAUUCUCGGCCUAGGACAACAACUGGGUUUCCAGAAAAUGCCAUUUGAUGUCAAGAAAACUGAUGCUGAUACGAUCUUGGUUGGAAUAACUACCUCCAUGGUAGUUGGUUCUACGUACUUUCUGUAUAUCCUCAGCACUGAGUUUGGUGGAGAGUCGUGUUUAUACUGUUUGACAUCAUCAGCACUAGCCUUCAGCUUGUUCUUGAUUACCAUAAAGAAUUUUGGGAUCGACAGGAUUAAAGAGAUGCUGGGCUCAAGGUUAUGCAUAGCUAGCUUGGUUAUUAUAGCCUUAGCUGCAUCAUAUAAUGUUGUUCAACCUGUUUCAUCAAGCUUGGCAGCGACAGAAUUACCAUAUGUAGAAAAAGAGAUCACGAAUGAGUCCAGUCCUUUGGCCAUUUCUCUUGCAAGACAUCUACGCUCAACUGGGGCUAGACUAUAUGGGGCUUUCUGGUGUUCACAUUGUGUGCAUCAGAAAGAGAUAUUUGGGCGUGAAGCAGCUAAACUGUUAGAUUACAUAGAGUGCUAUCCAGAUGGAGUAAGGGCAGGAACUAAAAUGGCCGAGGCCUGUUAUGGUGUUAACCUUAAAUAUUUUCCAUCAUGGGAAAUAAAUGGCCAGGUGCGAACUCCUCUUCAUCUGAGCCAAAUCUUUCCAUCUUCAAGGUUUUCAUAUAUCUCUGGAUCUAUGUAUUUGUCCAAAAAUCUGCAUCAAUGAAUAUUUUAUUCUACUAAUUUGCAGACCUUGGUGGUAUAGUAAAUCACUAGCGUAUGUCAAAGAAACAAAAAUCAUCAUGCCAAUAACGUUGCCCUUUUCUUGAUUGAUUGCUUGAAUUUGAGCAUCGACAUUCUUGGAGUGUUUUAGAUGUCUCAUUUGCUAAGAUGGCUAUAGGUUUUGAGCGGCGAGAAGCAGUUUGAAGAGCUUGCUACAUUGUCUGGGAUCAAACUUGAAGAUUUGAGUCAUUAGAAGUAAGAUCACCCUACUUUUUGCUCUUCCCUUACUGUUUUAUAAUCCUUAGAAGUAAAAACUUGCUUUUUACUGAUUUCUUUGAAAAUCGAAUGUUUCGAACUUGGUAAGCUCGUAUAAGUACUGACAUAUGUCUCUUCCCAAGUCACGUUGUCUCUUUCCCGAUUAACCAAUUUAAUGUUGUGUUUUACUUCAUCCGUACAUACUACAUGUACAAUGAUGGUUCUCAUUAUGCAUGGAUUUGGAAAGAUGGACAUAAAUCAAAUAAGAUAUAGAAUAACUCUAAACAUGUGUCGUAUUAUUAGGAAAGUGUAAUACAUAAAACACAUGCUACACAACAUACGUUACACCAACUUACACACCAUAACAAAAGUUUACAACCAACUAAAACGCUCACCAGCAAACAAAGAUCGAAACGAAUUCUGUAGACGCUAGUAUCUGAUAUGAGUGUAGCAUCUACAAAACCGAUCAUAACAUAGUGACACAAAAUGAAAAGUAUAAGAAUAAUAAAUAACAAAGUUACUUAGAAGGUGGUGGGGCAAGGCCGAAGCUAGGAAAGAAAGGAAUUUGUGGGAAACUUGUAGGAAUCGAAGGAAAUGGGGGAAACUUGGGCAUAGUUGGUUGAGUGGGGAACCCCGGAAUCGAUGGCAUUGGCGGGAAACUCGACAUAGGAAACGUUGAUGGGAUUGUGGGCAGCCCGGGAAUCGACUGCAAUAGAUGACGGGCUGCAUCACAUUUUUCAGUAUGGCUUGUGAUCACAGCAAGAAUCACAAAGCAGAGGUAUAUGGUUUUCGACAUGAUUCUAGUUCAAGAAUGAAAUAGAGACUACUUGCUUUGCUUUGCUUUGCUUUGAUUGUGGU